Messenger RNA from Penicillium odoratum, 1044 nucleotides. RefSeq lists its product as uncharacterized. Gene Ontology annotation, biological process: secondary metabolic process. NCBI's taxonomy places the organism in Eukaryota, Fungi, Ascomycota, Eurotiomycetes, Eurotiales, Aspergillaceae. Bases 1 to 1044 code for a protein of 347 amino acids. The record is from RefSeq and is a predicted model, not a curated record. The transcript has 2 exons.
AUGGUUGCUCUAACAAAGGUCCAUUCAUCAAAUGAAGCCAUUUCAAAGACACUUUUACCGGACAUAGUGGCUGUAUUUGUUGGUGCAACCAGCGGAAUCGGUAAAGCGGCCCUUCUUCACUUUGCACAGCACACCCGACAACCGCGCAUCUAUUUUGUUGGUCGCUCACAGCAAGCCGCCGAUGACAUUCUAAUACAGCUUAAGGGAUUCAAUGCGGAUGGCCAAUAUGAGUUCAUCAAAGCCGAUGUGAGUCUGCUUAAUGUUGUCGAUGAAGUCUGCUCGAAGAUCCGCAAGAAGGAGACACGGCUCGAUAUUUUAUUCCAAAGCCAAGGCACUCUGGACUUAAGCACCGAAACAACAGAGAAACUUUCUCUCAUUAUGGCUCUCGCCUACUACUCCCGCAUGCGCUUCAUCGCCAAUUUGCUUCCAAUGCUUCAACACUCGUCAUUCAGUCGAGUAGUGGUCGUUCUGGCAGGAACUAAAGAAGGACCUGUCAAUCCCAACGAUAUACCGGCAAAGAGAGUUUCACCCUGGAAAGCGCGCGGUCAUCUUUGUUCGAUGAUCACUCUGACGCUCGAACAUUUUGCAAAAGUAGCCCCUGAAGUAAGCUUUGUUCAUGAUUAUCCCGGAUUUGUGAACACGCCGCUUUCACAAUCGACGAAGGGGGUAACAGGGGCUAUUAUGAAAUCUCUUUUCCGGGUUACAAGUCUCUUCUCUACGAGAGAAUAUAUUUCACUCGACGAAACAGGUGAAAGACAUGUUUAUCUGGCGACGAGUGCGAGAUUUUCGUCAAAGAAACCGAUUCCUUUGCCAUUGCGGGAUAGUUCUAUACUGCUAGAUGAGGUAGAGAUCGCUAUUGGCAGUGAUGGAGCUGUUGGAAGUGGUGUCUACAUCGUGGAUGAGAAUUGUGAGAGUGGCGAUGCAAAUGUGCAGCGGAUUCUGACAGCUCUCAGACAAGAUCGAGUAGAUGUAAAGAUAUGGGAGCACCUGCAGAAAGAAUUUCUGAGGACCACUGGGAAGAAAUCAAUAAUGGGGGAGCAGUAA